AUGGAUAAUGAAAACUAGCUUCAAAAAUAUACAACAUUUUCUUAGUCUAAGACUCAAAGAUCAACAAGCUUUAAUCAGAACUCUUAGAAAAAAGAAAUUGCUAAGUAACUCAAACCUUAAGCUAUGUUAAAAAAAUUAGAAGAAAUCCUUUCAUAAAGACAAUCAAAAUUUAAUUAGGAGUAAUUAAAAAAGAAAAAGGGUGUUUAAUGCAAGGUUGAUUACACUGAAAGGAUAUAAGGAAAAAAAAGUGUUUAGAAAUUGUUGGAAGAUGGAAAAUGCAAAACCGAUCUACAAAAUUUUGUUACUGAAAAAAAAGAAAGGAAAAGUGCUUAUCCCAACAUUAAAUCUUUAUAGCCAUCUGCCCAAAAUUUAUUUGAUAUAUUUUCUCAUGAUUGCAAUAGCAGAAAUCCUACUAGCACAAAUAGAAGCAGAAAGUGUGAGAUAUCUCCAAAAAAAGGAAGAGCUAAUUCAAUUAUUGAAGGAUAAAAUGGGAGUGAAAGAGAUAAAUUGACAUUGAUCUAAUUGAAUUAACAUUUAUAAAUGUAGAAUCACCAUUUAAAUGAAUAACUAAGAUUUGAAUAAAGUUAGAGCACUAAAUUAAGUUUAUAAAUAAUCAGUAUGAAUGAUUAAAUUACAGUGUUAACGAAGUAUUCUAUAUUUUUGUUUAGGAAACUAUUGGACUACAGAGAUGAGGAAAAUGAUGAUAUAAUGAGAUCAUUAAAAAGCUAAUUAGAUAUGAUUAGACCUGAAUAUUAUAAAUAAUAAGAAUCUAUUGUAAAUUUGGAAAGUUAACUGAUAGCAUAUCAAAAUAUUGAAAAAGAAAUGAAGGAGAUAGAAUAAAUGUUACCUCAGAUAUCUACUUUUACAUCUCUAUUUGUUUAACAAAAUGCUUAAAUAUUAGAAUUGCAAGACUUGAUGAUAUUAUAAAAUAACAUUAUUGAUAAAGUUCUAAACCGAAAGGACAUCAAAAUAAACAACAUAAUCUUGGCAAGAGAACCAAAAUAAUAAAAACAAUACACUAAUGAUUUACCUUUUGAAUCAUCCUAACUUCUUGAUAAUUUACUUAGAUUAACGAGAUAAUAAGUAAACAUAUUAACAGAAAGUUUUAUUCAUGAGUUAUUAUUAUGA
Paramecium tetraurelia is the source of this 1128-nucleotide messenger RNA. RefSeq lists its product as uncharacterized. The record is from RefSeq and is a predicted model, not a curated record. The transcript is spliced from 4 exons. NCBI's taxonomy places the organism in Eukaryota, Ciliophora, Oligohymenophorea, Peniculida, Parameciidae.